AUGGCAGAUAAGAUGUCCAUCGACAACAAAGAUCCCGUCAAGGAGGACACUCCCGAGACCACGGGCUCCAGCCCCGAGGCCGAACAGCUUAAUGCUACCAACGGCAAUGCUAACAACUCCAACGCUGCUCCUGAGAACCAGCAGCCCAAGCGAAAGGGGGGUCGUAAGCCUAUUUAUGCUACGUCUGAGGAGCGUAAGCAGCGCAACCGCCAGGCUCAAGCUGCUUUUCGCGAGCGUCGAACUGAGUACAUCAAGCAGCUCGAGGAAGCUAUUCGCGUCCAUGAAUCCAAUCUACACAACCUCCAGGCUGCUCAUCGGACUGCCGCCGAUGAAUGUCUGAUGUUGCGUUAUAAGAACUCCUUGCUUGAACGUAUCCUCUUAGAGAAGGGCAUCGAUGUUCAAGCUGAGCUUCGUGCCAAAACUGGUAGCCCCAAUUUGGGACCUACUCAUGCUCCGCAGAAUAUGGUCCAGCCUCCGCCUAUUCAGCGCGCAAUCUUGAAUCGACACCACCAGUCUCGACGUUCCAACUCCAGCAUCGCCCCGAAGCUCGAACCUGGCAUCAGCCCCCUGCCUCCGCCAAUACAGGCAGCUCACUCGGCCGCCUCUCCCAAGACCCGUCCGACCCCUUCGUCGCACUCCAAUUCUCCGACGAACACAGCCGCGUACGGCAGCCAGCCGGCGUUGUCGCCGGCUGCUUCUGACCAUGGCCCGAUGCGCACCACCAUGGCUCCUUCCAUGAAGUCUCAGCUUAGUCCUAUGGCUCCGAUGAACCCGGCCGCACGAGCGCACAUGAUGUCCGGCGGCCCUCCCAGAGUUGGCAACCACGGACCAUAUUACCCGACACCUGCGUUCCAAAACCACAUUGAACAACUUGAACAGGAGUAUGAUGCCCCUGCAGACAUGAUUGAAGACUCCGAGAUCGAGACUCCGAGCGGCCCCGGUCCAUAUCCCAGUAACUUCUCUGGUGAUGCGCCACAAAAUAUGUUGGCGUCCCCGACCUCUGUUGGCCCUGGCCAGCACAUGACGAGCCAGGCCGAGUCUGUUCAGCCUGCCCAGACGACCCAGGGUGCAUACCCCUCCAUGACACAGCUCUUGGAUACUGGCAUUGACUGGGAUCCCUUCGGGCUGAGUGCCAGCAUGGCAUUUCCGUCACAAUUCUCUUUCGACACCAGCAACAUGAGAUAA
This is a messenger RNA of Colletotrichum truncatum, 1185 nucleotides long. The record is from RefSeq and is a predicted model, not a curated record. Lineage: Eukaryota; Fungi; Ascomycota; Sordariomycetes; Glomerellales; Glomerellaceae.